AUGACGGGGACACCCGCUCCUCCAGAAACAGGCGAAGGCGUCGACGAGUUCGCGCAGGUGCUCGACACGGGGCUGCGCGCGGCGCUGCAUGCCGCGAGCACCCCAGCAUCACGGAGCAACACACCGCAGGGCCAAGGCCGCACUUCCAGCGUUAUCGGCAGCAGCCGCCGCCAUGCGACGCCGCGCGGUGCGACCGGCCGCUCAGUCUCGACCGUGCGGCGACACCUCGAGGUCGAGCUUAUCCAGCUCCACCCGCAGCAGGGGCUGUACGUGCCCUCGGGCGACCCGCUGUCCCUCCUCGGCGUGGAGGACGGCCUGGCGGAGAGAGCCCAGAUCGACCGCCCGCUCGCGCAGGUCGGCGAGGACGAGGAGAGCGACGGCGAUGAGGAUGACGACGGCAAAGUGACAGUCGAGUACAUCAACGGCGCGACGCCCGACGAUCUCGCCAGCAUUGCGAGCCUGCCUGACGGCGUGGACUUUGACAACCUCUCCGCGGGGAGCUUUGCGCGGCGGAAAGCAUGGCGCAGACCGGACGCACGCUGGAUCCUCUUCUUCGGAAUCGGCGCGACCCUCAACCUCGGCAUCACGAGCAGCUCCCGCGCAGAGCUGUACCUCGACUUUGCGUGUCUGGCCCACCCGCCGCAAACGACAAGCGACGGUGUGAGUGGACACGGGUUCGGGCUGCAGGGGUACGGCGUGAGCGGGCUCGGCGACCUCGGCGACUGGGAGUACGCAGGAGUCUCGAACGCGAGUGCAGUCACGACACAUCACGCCACGACGCCCGUCGAGCCCUCGCCCACUCUGCCAGGCGAGCGUGUCCUCUCCCCUGGUGAGAAGUGGUUCAUCGACGCCCAGAAGGACAUUUACCAGUGGAAGAACCGCAAGAAGACAGCGCCGGCGCCUACACCAGAGCCGUCACAGCCGGCAGAUCCGACACCGGACGUCCCGUCUGGUGGAGACGACCGCGACAUCCCCACACCGCCCGACCCCAACCUCCCCCCAGACCUUCCCCCGCCGUUCCCGCACAUAGACCCAGCAGCAUGCAAGCGCGACCCCGGCGUCCAGCGCGCAGGCGCCCACCUCGUGAUGCUGCUGACCGUGUCGACCGGCCUGCUCUCGGCGCUCACGACAGGGCUGUGGGCGAGCGUGAGCGACCGUAUUGGCCGGCGCAAGGUCCAGUCCGUGGUCCAGUUCGGCAUGUUCCUCAACGACGUGUCGCUGUUCACCAUCGCCAGCUUCCCGCACCUCAUCACGCACAGCUACUACCUGCUGCUGCUCGGCCCGAUCCUCGACGGCAUCCUGGGCGGAUACUCGACCGCCACGGCGACGAUGUACGCUUACAUCUCUGACGUGACGCCCGACGGCAGCCGCGCGUCCGAGUUUGGCUGGCUCGCGACGUCCCUAACGGCGGGGUCGACGAUCGGGCCGGUGCUCGGCUCGACGCUCAUCAGCACAACAGGCAACAUCCUCUCGCCAUUCCACUUCUCCAUAGUGUGCCAGUUCAUCCUCACCAUCCUGAUCCGCUUCUUGCUGCCCGAGAGCCUGAGCCGCGAGGCGCGCAGCCACCUGCGCAAGCGCGCCAACGCGAGCCACAAGGCUGCGUCGGAGCGCGAGGCGGCCGAGCGGGCAUGGGAGGACGCCGACGACCUGGACUCAAGCGACGACGGCUCGGCGUGGUCCCGCGUCUCGAGCGUGCGCGGGCGGACGAAACGGCGCCUGCAGGGCAACCUGCGCCGGUUCGCGCGCAAACUCUUCGCGCCGCUCGCGUCGCUUGGCGUGUUCCUCCCCCAGCGCGUCGACGGCAAGGUCGCCCACUCGCGCCAGGCGUGGAGCAUGACGUAUAUCGGCGUCCUCAUCUUCCUCAACAGCAUCACGAUGGGCGUCGUCCCCUUCAAGCUCCAGUACGCGCUCUUCGCGUUCCAGUGGGGCCCGAGCAUUGUCGGCCCGUACCUGAGCUUCAUCUCGCUCUGUCGAGUCAUCACGCUCGUCGUCCUACUACCAAUCGCGCUCCGCUACGCGAGAUGGCACAUUGCCGAGCGCGAGCGCCGGCGCGUAGCCGCCACGGUGCCUACCGUGCCGACGGAGCGCACGCCGCUGCUGGCGAACAUGAUCCCGGGGACCGCGGCGUUCGACGACGAGAUCGACAUCGAGGAGGCCAUAUUCGGGACGUACACCCGCCGGCCGGACCCCACCCCUCCCCCAGCCCCGCCGCCCCCGCCCCCGCCACCCCCAGCAGAGCCCAAGGAGAACAGCACGCGCUCGCCGGAGAUAGACUACUGGCUCCUCCGCGCAGGCAUGCUCGCCGAACUGGUAGGUUACAGCACGCUCUCGACCGACGUGCCGCCCCUCCAGAGCCGGUUUGUAUCGGGUACGGCGUUCAUCACCCUCGGUAGUGCGGGCAUCGCGAGCGCCAACUCGCUCGCGCUCAACUUCCUCCCCAACAAGGCCGAGACGGGGCGCCUGUUUGGCGCCAUUGCCGUCGUGCACGCCGUCUCGGGCGCGCUCAUCUCCCCCAUCAUCUUCAGCAAGCUCUUCGGCGCGACGCUGCGCUUCUACGCCCCGGCCGUGUUCGCGCUCACGGCUGUCGCCCUCGUGCUCGGGCAGAUUGUCGCCGCGUUCAUCCCGUCCAAGCCUGAGAAGAAGCCCGUCGACGCUGAGGAGAGCGGGGGUGCUAGAUCGUAG
This is a messenger RNA of Vanrija pseudolonga, 2682 nucleotides long. RefSeq lists its product as uncharacterized. Gene Ontology annotation, biological process: transmembrane transport. The transcript has 4 exons. Lineage: Eukaryota; Fungi; Basidiomycota; Tremellomycetes; Trichosporonales; Trichosporonaceae. Gene Ontology annotation, cellular component: membrane. The coding region runs from base 1 to 2682 and encodes 893 amino acids. Gene Ontology annotation, molecular function: transmembrane transporter activity. The record is from RefSeq and is a predicted model, not a curated record.